Terrapene triunguis (Three-toed box turtle) is the source of this 4840-nucleotide messenger RNA. It is a transcript of the gene CAMSAP3, whose product is annotated as calmodulin regulated spectrin associated protein family member 3. The record is from RefSeq and is a predicted model, not a curated record. The coding region runs from base 118 to 4242 and encodes 1374 amino acids. Gene Ontology annotation, molecular function: spectrin binding; calmodulin binding; microtubule minus-end binding. Lineage: Eukaryota; Metazoa; Chordata; Testudines; Emydidae. Gene Ontology annotation, cellular component: microtubule minus-end. The transcript has 18 exons. Gene Ontology annotation, biological process: cytoplasmic microtubule organization; neuron projection development; negative regulation of microtubule depolymerization.
CCGGAGGAGGAGACGCGCCGGGGAUGCGCUCGCCGCCGGCCGCUUGUGCAUUAGCAGCGGGCGGGGCGCCGGCCCCCUUCCCCAUGGAGCGGGGCUGCUGAGCCGCUGGGCCGGGCCAUGGUGGCCGCCGCCCCCGCUGCCGCCGCGGCGAUGAGGAAAAGCUUCCUGGUGCCCGAGAUCAAGCCCCUGGAUCAGUAUGACUUCCCUCGGGCGCGCAGCGCCGCCAGCCUGGCCUGGGCGCUGGCCAAGGGCUACGGGGGCGCAGAGAACGUGCCGGAGGAACUGCGCGACCCCUUCUACACAGACCAGUAUGAGCAGGAGCACAUCAAGCCGCCCGUGACACGCCUGCUGCUCUCCUCAGACAUUUACUGCCGGGCCUGCCGCCAGGUGCUGCCCCCUGACGAUGCAGCCGCGCCCGCCCCCAAGGACAACGCUGCCUUGCUGGCGCUGCUGGGGCGCCGUGGCCUGGCCCCCACCUACCAGGACAAGGCCGUCAAGGAGGCUGACCUGCGCCAGAAACCCAUCAAGAUGGGCGCACACCUAGCAGUGAUCGACUCCCUGAUGAUAGCCUUUGCUGUGGAAUCCACCCUCUCACUGAGUGCCCCCCCUGGCACCGACCUUGGCGCCAGCUCCUGGGAGCAGAAGCUCCUCUGCUGGGUGGACACGGUGAACCGCAAGCUGCAGGAGAGCACAGAGCGUGAGGGCUCGCAGCAGCCAGCGCCUGGCACAGAGGGCCAGGGCCAGUCCCCAGCAAGCGGCCCCAAGCAUGCCAUCGCUUUUUGUUUGAAGGAGUCGGGGAGUAAACCUCCUGUGAUCCGGUACCGGAAGGACAAGGUGCUGCCCAAACAGACGCCCUGCUUCACACCCGUCAUGGGCAUGAAAGACUUGGCCAACGGGGGUGCCAUUGCCGCCACCAUCCACUAUUACUGCCCUGAUGUGGUGCGUCUGGAGGACGUGUGCCUGAAGGAGACCAUGUCGGUGGCCGACAGCCUCUACAACUUGCAGCUCAUCCAGGAAUUCUGCACUGAGUACCUGGGCAGCUGCUGCCCUCUGGCACUGGAGGACCUGCUCUAUGUGCCCCCAGUGCUAAGGAUCAACAUUGGGGUGUUCCUGGCUGAGCUCUUCCUGUGCUUCGAGGUGCUCAAGCCGGACUUUGUGCGCCCCAAGGAGCUGAGGGGACUCAAAGAUCCGCCUUCAAUGAGCGACUCCCUGACGCCCAGCAGUGGGAACAGCAAUAGUGGUUCCCCGGUGUUCAGCUUCCUACACCCGCUCCUGCCAGGCGGGCAGCCGCAGUCCCCGCUCAGAGGCUCGCUAGGUUCCAUGCACCACUCUACCUCAAUGUCCCAUGUGGAGGGCGGAUUUGGCAAACCCUGGAGCAAGAAACAGCUGAGCCAUCCGCUGUCACAGGCCGUGUCAUUUAGCAUCCCCUUUGGGCUGGACAGUGACGUGGACAUUGUGAUGGGGAACCCCGUGGGCAUGCUGCGCUCCAUCAGCUCAGACAGCUUGGCACCUGUGCCCACCCGCUUGGCCCGCUCCCCUGGCCCCCUCCCUGAGGACGCUGCCCAGCGGCUGGCCAAGGACGAGGCCCCCAAUGGGCUGGUGGCGCCACACCGGACAGUGCACAAGGUGGCGCUGUCUGCCAAGGGGGUUGUGGAGCGCGAGGGCCCCCCCGUGGAGAACGGGCUGGCGGACGGGUACCCCGACCUGCCCACCAUUGAGGAGGCCCUGCAGAUCAUCCACAGCAGCGAGCGCCUGCACCCCGAGGGGGCGGCCGACGGCUUCUACCUGCAUUCGCCAGAGCCAACCAAGCCCACCCCGGCACCCGAGCCCACGCCAGCACUGGCUGUCUACCGCUUCCACAGCGGGCCCCCCAACGGGCGUGCUGAGGGCCCCACCCCCCCUGGGGACGGCAGCUUGGACUCGGACGCUGAGGACCCUGCCCGCCUGCCUGGCACCAAGGACGACACCUCGUCGGGCCUGAGCUCGCUGAGCUCCCAGCCCGACAGCGCAGGCUCCUCCGGUGCUGGCGUGCGCAUGACCAGCUUCGCCGAGCGCAAGAAGAAGCUGGUGGCCCCCGAGGGCAAGGCCUUGCAGAAGAGCACCGGUGAGAGCUCGGAGGCAGGCGCCGUGCCCCCUGAGGACAGUCCUGGCCGCAGCCCUGCCCUGAGCUCCGAGAUGAGCCAGCUGGGUGCCCGGCUGGAGGAGAAGCGACGCGCCAUUGAGGCGCAGAAGAAGCGCAUCGAGGCCAUCUUUGCCAAGCACCGCCAGCGUCUGGGCAAGAGCGCCUUCCUGCAGCUCAAACGCAGGGAGGGGGGAGAGGAGGAGGAGGAGGAGGGGGAGGCCAAGCUGUCGCUGGAGGAGCGGCUGGCCCGGCUGGAGGCAGAGGAGGACGCGGGCAGCCUGCAGGUGCAGGCUGAGGAGGAGGGGCCAGGCCAGGGCCGCCUGGAGAAGCAGGUGACGUUCUCGCCGGAGAUCAAGGGGGCCCCACUGGACGAGAACCUGGGCGAUUACAACCGGGCCGUGGCCAAGCUGAACACGGCGCUGAGCUCCCUGCAGCUGGACAUGCACCGCCUGAGCCAGCAGCAGCAGCGCCUGCUCCAGGAGAAGAAGCCCAGCCAGGCCUGGGUCAUCCCGGCCCCCAAGGGCCCCGCCCCACGGGCCAGCCGGGAAUUCGUGCCACCCCGCUCCGUGGAGCUCUCGUCCUCUUCGCCCUCGCCUUCCCCCUCCCGUAAGCCCCCUGUCCCCGCUGCGCCCCGCUCGCCCCAGCCAGCCCCCAAGAAGGCUGCCCCCACGCCUCCCAAGAGUCCCAAGCAUGCCCGGCCUGUGGAGCUGAAGCUGCCUCCCCUGACGCGGGUGCUGACGCCCCCCCACAACGUGGACACCCUGCCCCACCUGCGCAAGUUCUCACCCAGCCAGGUGCCCAUGCAGACCCGUUCCUCCAUCCACUUCUCGGAGGAGGUAGCUGGGCCGGAGCAGACACUUGAGUCCCCUGAGCUGGAGACCCAGGGCAACCUGCGCCCUGUGGCCUCCGUGGUGCCGCAGGGCGGGAUGGGCAGCGCCCGGGUGUCUGGGGACGGCACCAGUGAUGUGUCCUCGCCGGGCGAGCGGCGGAGCAGCCUCAUUGAGAUCCCACUGUCCAGCCUCCAGGCUGAGGAGGGUGACGGGGACGACUCGCUGGAGGAGUCGCUGACUGAGGUGAUGGAUGCGGAGCCACGGGCUGGCCUGGGAUUCUUCUUCAAGGAUGACGAGAAGCCGGAGGACGAGAUGGCCCAGAAACGGGCCAGCCUGCUGGAGCGCCAGCAGCGGCGCAAUGAGGAGGCGCGGCAGCGCAAGCAGUGGCUGGAGGCUGAGAAGGAGCAGAAGGAGGAGGCAGCCAGGCUGCAGACAGAGGAGCGCCCACGGCCGGAGGAGGAAGCAAGCCCGCGGCGCGGUGACUUCACACGCCAGGAGUACCUGCGGCGCCACCAGCUGAAGCUCAUGGAGGACCUGGACAAGGUGCUGCGGCAGAAGCCAACCACGGUGCGCGCCCUCAAGAAGGGACGGCCCAAGACGGUGUUCUGUGACGACUCGGCCCUGGCCCGCAGCCCGGUCAAGGGGCUCCUCGGAUCCAGGCUCAGCAAGGUGUACUCCCAGUCGACCCUGUCCCUCUCCACCGUGGCCAACGACCCUGGGAACUCACUGACUGUCAAGAGACCCUCCAGAGCCGCCUCCCCCUCAGGCCUGAUGUCCCCCAGCCGGCUGCUGGGCAGCCAGAGCCGUGAGCGGGACUGGGAGAAUGCAUCUACUGCCUCGUCGCCUGCCUCUGUGCCUGAGUACACAGGGCCCAAGUUGUAUAAAGAGCCAAGCGCCAAGUCCAACAAGCACAUCAUCCACAAUGCGCUGUCACACUGCUGCCUGGCUGGCCGCGUCAACGAGCCCCACAAGAACAAGAUCCUGGAGGAGAUGGAAAAGAGCAAGGCCCAUCACUUCCUGAUCCUGUUCCGAGACUCCAGCUGCCAGUUCCGAGCGCUCUACACACCGGCAGGGGAGACAGAGGAGCUGAUGCGCUUGACGGGCUAUGGUCCCCGCACCAUCAGCCAGGCCAUGAUCGAGGGCAUCUACAAGUACAACUCGGACCGCAAGCGCUUCACCCAGAUCCCUGCCAAGACCAUGUCCAUGAGCGUUGAUGCCAUCACCAUCCAGGGCCACCUCUGGCAGACCAAGAAGCCAGGCACCCCUAAGAAGCCAGGCACCCCUAAAUAACCUCUCCUGGCCUCUCUGAGCUGAGCUAAUCCUUCACACAGCUGCUGCUGCAGGACACGUGUGCCCAGGCAGGGCCCAGCAAGGCAGGGGAAGGGCUUAUCCUGGGAACUGCCAAAUACACUAAAACUAUGGGGUCAAAGGGCACAGGGGAGAGAACUGACUUGGUAAGGCCUGGCCCUGCCCCUAACCUAUGCUGAGGGGAGGGGCUAGGUGCCCCUAGGCUGGCUACUCUGCUCUCUGCACCCCCCCCCCCACCAUCUGAAUGUCAGACUGCACCCCAGGGGCAUGUCUCUCCCCCUCCCUCCAUGAGGUGUGGAUCAGGGCCUGGCCCCUGGGCUGUGUACAUUAUACAUAACUAUACAGAGAUUGAGCUAUUUAAAUGAUUUUGCAAUGAUUUGUAUAUAGUGAGUUGCAUUUGAUAAGCGGGAUGGGCAGGGGGGAGGGACAAUGGGUGGAGGUGGGGGGUGUCUGUCUCUUCCUUCAUGUCUUGUCUAUUUUGUAUCUUCUGAGCUUCUGCCACAAUUGAAUUCUGUGUUGAAUUUUCCCCCUUGCAGGAAGGGUGCUGGGCACAGGACUGGGCACCAUGGACCCGGGGGGG